GGAGGGAUUGACAAGUCUGAAACACACAGUCCGUCCCCUCACACUCCUCCUAGCCCAGCACAGUCCACGCUUGAUUCCUAGCGUGGAAAUAAAACGAAUUGCUAGUCGGUCGCCCGGAUGGAGAGAAGGACAGGCAUCUUCACGCGUGGAGGACCUUCUGAAAGCCUCGGCCGGAUCUCCCGCAGCAGAGUCCGCUGCUUAACCGAGACAACUUGCUGACAGCUCGGAUUCGACUGACAUCGGAGUUCCAGAAAUGAUGCCGAUGUGUUCGCAAUGUGCCUUGUGGGGCUUUCAAGCAGAGUACGCGCUUCGUGAGGGGGAAGCAGGCUGCGUCCUGCCCAGGAUUAGGGAUUUUGAGUCUUCUUCUUCCGUGACAAGGCACAAGGUGUAGAAGAAGCUGUGGGCAGAACACCGUGAAAUGUCUGCCCCCUUGAGCCCUGGUCCUCAGCCCCACUCAUGGGAUGUGGAUUCAUAAAGCCUCGCAUUGGAUUCGGCCACUUGGGAACACUGAGGGUUCAGCCCAAAGUCUCGCUCUUCCUGACUAUGAUCUUCCUUUUCACCUACUUUUUCUACUGCCUGACCGGGUCCUGCUGUGAGUCUCAGCCGGGUAACCCCUCUCCGCGGGCAGGGCUGGCGGCAGCCCAUGCGCCGUCUUCUUCCAUGGGGACCUUGGCCAGUGGUGCCCAAGACCCGUUGCACUCCGGUUCUGCUUUGGGGGGACUCUUGCGCUCUAGGUCUGUUCUCGGAGACCCAGUACACUCUAGCGCUGUUUCUGUGGAGAAGUUGCAGCCUGACAUGGUUCUUAAGGACUCCAUAGAGUCCAACUCUUAUCUUCAGCGCUCUUUGCACUCCGGCUCCGCUCCGAAGGACUCCUGGAGCUUCGGUUCCGCACAGGAGUACCCUGCACACACAAACUCCGCAGGUGCCGAGGAGGCACGGAACUCUAUAUCCAAUGGCUCUGCGGGGAGAUUGACGGGACCAUCUCAUCCCACCAAAGCCGUGCACAGACACACUCAAAGCCCCGGUGCUGUCUCCAUUCACACCGGCGCUGGGAGUAAGAAGUUCCCCCAGGCUAUAAUUGUAGGUGUGAAGAAGGGUGGAACCCGGGCACUGCUGGAGUUCCUUAGAAUUCACCCAGAUGUCAGGGCGCUGGGGGCCGAACCCCACUUUUUUGACAGAUGCUAUGACAAGGGACUGGAAUGGUACAGGAACUUAAUGCCUAGGACUUCCGAGGGGCAGAUAACCAUGGAGAAGACACCAAGCUACUUUGUUACUUCGGAGGUUCCAAAAAGGAUCUAUAACAUGUCCAGGGACACCAAGCUCAUAGUGGUCGUUAGAAACCCAGUGACCAGGGCUAUCUCUGACUACACGCAGACGUUGUCUAAAACGCCAUCCCUUUCCAGCUUCCAAGCGCUGGCCUUCAAAAAUUUCAGCACGGGAAUGAUUGACACGUCCUGGAGUGCCAUCCGCAUUGGGAUUUAUGCAAAGCACCUGGACAAUUGGCUCCAAUACUUCCCACUUUCCAAAUUCCUAUUUGUUAGCGGGGAGAGACUGGUCAGUGACCCGGCGGGAGAGAUGAGCCGCGUUCAGGAUUUCCUGGGACUCAGGAGGGUCGUCACGGAUAAACAUUUCCACUUCAACGAGACCAAGGGAUUCCCUUGCCUGAAGAAGCCCGAAGGAAGCAGCAGGCCAAGAUGCCUGGGCAAAUCCAAGGGCCGGCCACAUCCCAACAUCGAUAAGAACGUGUUGAAGCGUCUUCAAGAAUUCUAUAGGCCGUACAACAUGAAGUUUUACCAAAUGACCGGUCAGAACUUUGGUUGGGACUGAUACUAAUCCUGAGAGGCGAGGUGGAGGAUGGACUGGGCCAUAUUGAAGGGUUCUUUUACAUGUUUAGAUCUUUUUUGCCUUGCCAAUAACACAAUGCCAUGGAACUGAAUCGAGAACCCGACUUAAUGCUUCAUUCCUUCCUAUAGAUAGAGACUUGCCUUAGCCUUUUUUUUAAUGUAUGUAUAUAAUUACCUGUUGGAAAUGCACCCAACAAGAGGAUCCGUUCUCUGUAAUCUUACCGCUCUCGUCAGUGGACAUGUAAAGCUCAGAUUUCUGGGAAAACAUUAUUAGCUUUUUAUUAUUGUAAUAAUUAUUUAUAUCAGAGAGCACGGUCAUUAUGUAUACUGAAUGAGUAGAGCUCAACAUUUGAAGCACAAGGGGAAUAAUAAACGCAAUUAUUAAAAAAAAAA
This is a messenger RNA of Spea bombifrons (plains spadefoot toad), 2237 nucleotides long. It is a transcript of the gene HS3ST6, whose product is annotated as heparan sulfate-glucosamine 3-sulfotransferase 6. Gene Ontology annotation, molecular function: [heparan sulfate]-glucosamine 3-sulfotransferase activity. The transcript is spliced from 2 exons. The record is from RefSeq and is a predicted model, not a curated record. NCBI's taxonomy places the organism in Eukaryota, Metazoa, Chordata, Amphibia, Anura, Pelobatidae. Bases 457 to 1827 code for a protein of 456 amino acids.